Molecule: messenger RNA, 3282 nt
Organism: Dromiciops gliroides (monito del monte)
Lineage: Eukaryota; Metazoa; Chordata; Mammalia; Microbiotheria; Microbiotheriidae
Gene: USO1
Product: USO1 vesicle transport factor
Exons: 26
Coding region: 155-3163 (1002 amino acids)
Biological process (GO): vesicle fusion with Golgi apparatus; endoplasmic reticulum to Golgi vesicle-mediated transport; transcytosis
Cellular component (GO): endoplasmic reticulum; ER to Golgi transport vesicle membrane; cytoplasm
Molecular function (GO): protein binding
Source: RefSeq, a predicted model, not a curated record
UUUCCGGGCUGUGCGGCUGCGGGCGGGCGGACGGACGGGCCGGGGGCCGGGUCCGGAGUUCAAGGGCUAGGCCUGGGAGUUGGUGGGGAGGUCGAGGGUAGGAGUUCUGAGAAGGGCCGGGGAGGAGCCUCGUCCUUCCGGAGCGAGCGGCAAGAUGAAUUUCUUUCGCGGGGUGAUGGGGGGUCAGAGCACCGGACCCCAGCCCUCGGGGGCCGAGACGAUUCAAAAACUUUGUGACCGAGUAGCUUCAUCGACUCUUUUGGAUGAUCGAAGGGAUGCUGUCCGUGCUCUCAAAUCAUUAUCUAAGAAAUAUCGUUUGGAAGUAGGUAUCCAAGCUAUGGAACAUCUGAUCCAUGUUUUGCAGACAGACCGUUCAGAUUCUGAAAUAAUAGGUUAUACUUUGGACACACUCUACAAUAUAAUGUCUAAUGAUGUAGAAGAAGAAGAGCAAGAUGACAUGGAAGAAGACAAUUCUUCAAAACAGAGUGAUGAUUUGGGAGGCCAAUUUACAGAAAUUUUCAUUAAACAGCAAGAAAAUAUCACACUUCUUUUGUCCCUCUUAGAGGAGUUUGAUUUCCAUGUUCGUUGGCCUGGGGUGAAGCUUCUUACCACACUUUUAAAACAGCAGGGGCCACAAGUGCAGCAGAUUAUCCUCGUCAGUCCUAUGGGUGUUUCAAGAUUAAUGGAUUUGCUCGCUGAUUCCAGGGAAGUUAUACGUAAUGAUGGUGUCUUAUUACUGCAAGCGUUGACAAGAAGUAAUGCAGCAAUCCAGAAAAUAGUUGCUUUCGAAAAUGCUUUUGAGAGGUUACUGGAUAUCAUUACAGAGGAGGGGAACAGUGAUGGAGGCAUAGUAGUUGAAGAUUGUCUCCUCCUGCUUCAAAAUUUGUUAAAGAACAAUAAUUCCAAUCAGAACUUCUUUAAAGAAGGUUCAUAUAUUCAGCGUAUGAAACCUUGGUUUGAGGUUGGUGAUGACAAUUCCGGCUGGUCUGCACAGAAAGUGACUAAUCUUCAUCUGAUGCUGCAGCUUGUCCGUGUGCUGGUGUCACCUACAAACCCUCCAGGUGCUGCCAGCAGCUGCCAGAAGGCCAUGUACUUCUGUGGAUUGUUGGAACAGCUUUGCAUCAUCUUAAUGGCCACCGGCGUUCCCGCGGAUAUUCUGACUGAGACCAUCAACACUGUAUCAGAAGUUAUUCGAGGCUGCCAAGUAAACCAAGACUACUUUGCAUGUGUCAAUGCACCUUCAAACCCACCACGGCCUGCAAUUGUUGUGCUUCUGAUGUCCAUGGUUAACGAAAGGCAGCCAUUCGUGUUGCGCUGUGCUGUUCUCUACUGUUUCCAGUGUUUCUUGUAUAAAAACCAGAAAGGACAAGGGGAGAUUGUGGCAACCCUUCUGCCUUCUACCAUUGAUGCUACGGGCGUUUCAGUCUCUGCCGGUCAGCUGCUCUGCGGAGGCCUCUUUUCUACGGAUUCCCUUUCAAAUUGGUGUGCUGCCGUGGCCCUGGCCCACGCCUUGCAAGAAAAUUCUACUCAGAAGGAACAGCUGCUGCGGGUGCAGCUCGCCACCAGUAUUGGCAAUCCCCCGGUGUCUCUGCUGCAGCAGUGCACUAACAUCCUGUCUCAGGGUGAUAAGAUCGACAGACGGGGAAGCAAAGUACAAACACGAGUUGGGUUAUUAAUGUUGCUUUGUACCUGGUUAAGCAACUGUCCUAUUGCUGUCACACACUUUCUCCACAACUCAGCCAAUAUUCCAUUUCUCACAGCACAAAUAGCAGAAAAUCUCGGAGAAGAAGAACAGCUGGUUCAAGGCUUGUGUGCCCUCUUGUUGGGCAUUUCCAUUUAUUUCAAUGAUAAUUCACUUGAGAACUAUAUGAAAGAGAAACUGAAACAGCUCAUAGAGAAGAGAAUAGGCAAAGAGAACUUCAUCGAGAAGCUGGGCUUCAUUAGCAAACAUGAACUGUACUCGAGAGCAGCCCAGAAACCGCAGCCGAGUGUUUCCAGCCCAGACCACAUGAUGUUUGAUCAUGAGUUUACAAAGUUAGUGAAGGAGCUUGAAGGUGUCAUAACAAAGUCCAUUUACAAGUCUAGUGAAGAAGAUAAAAAGGAAGAAGAGGUGAAGAAGACAUUGGAACAACACGACAGCAUUGUGACUCACUACAAAAAUGUGAUCCGCGAGCAGGAUUGUCAGUUGGAGGAAUUAAAACAGCAGGUUUCUACCCUAAAAUGUCAGAACGAGCAGCUGCAGACGGCCGUCACCCAGCAAGCGUCUCAGAUCCAGCAGCACAAGGACCAGUAUAAUCUCCUCAAAGUACAGCUAGGAAAAGACAUUCAGCAUCAUGGCUCUCACAGUGAAGGAGCUCAGAUGAAUGGCAUUCAGCCAGAAGAAAUGAGCAGGUUGAGAGAAGAGAUAAAAGAAUUAAAAAAUAAGCAAGAACUUUUACAAGGCCAAUUGACUGAAAAGGACUCCUUGAUUGAAAAUUUGAAGGCUACACAGUUAGCACCUGGGAAAACGGAACAGUCUCUAGAGAUUUCUAUGGAUGGUGAUUCUGAACGAACUUCAAAAUUGCAACGGGAAGUUGAAACACUCAGGGCUCAGCUAAACUUGCAGUCUGUGGAGAUCUCCAAACUACAGAUGGAAAAGCAGGAGCUGCUACAGAAAACUGAAACAUUUGCUAAAUCUGUUCCAGUGUCAGGAGAUAAUGGCACCGUAACAGCAGCAAAACCCACUGACGUAGAGGGCAGACUCUCCGCAUUGUUGCAAGAGACUAAAGAAUUAAAGAAUGAAGUUAAAGCUCUGUCUGAGGAAAAAACGUCUAUAAAACAGCAGCUGGAUUCGUCAAACAGCACCAUCGCCAUCCUACAGAAUGAGAAAAGUAAACUACAGGUGGGGCUUGCAAAGUCUUCCAAAGAACAGGAUGACCUCUUGGUGCUGCUGGCUGAUCAAGAUCAAAAAAUAAUUUCAUUAAAAAGCAAACUCAAGGAGCUUGGUCACCCGGUUGAAGAUGAAGAUGAAGAUGAAGAUGAACUUGGAUCUGGGGACCAGACCGGUAACGAUGAUGAUGAUGUAGAUGAUGUUGACGACGAUGACGACGCCGAUGACGAUGAUAACAGCGACGACGAAGAUAAUCAUCAUCAAAUUAAUGAAGUCGUAGAGGGGUCAGCCUGAGCUUUAAAGUGUCUCUAGAAAUAAUAGAGAUGACCGUGUAAUUUUUAAGAUGGAGCCUCAAAGAUAAUACUUUGGUCUGUCUCCACACAUAAUAAAGAUUUUUAGGAAGCAAAUGGAAA